Messenger RNA from Plodia interpunctella (Indianmeal moth), 1396 nucleotides. Its product is annotated as WW domain-containing oxidoreductase-like. The record is from RefSeq and is a predicted model, not a curated record. Lineage: Eukaryota; Metazoa; Arthropoda; Insecta; Lepidoptera; Pyralidae. The coding region runs from base 168 to 1319 and encodes 383 amino acids. The transcript has 6 exons.
CAUUUACUUUAUCAAACUUCAUAGCAACACCUCAGUAAUCAGCAAUAUUAUAGUUCAGCAGAACUCGGAAUUUAUAUUAGGAAUAACGGUCCUUAGAAUUUCAAAUAAUCUUUCAUCUUUUAAUUUCUUCAUAUAUAGCGUUACAUAAUUAGACGUAUAGUGAUAAAAUGUUUCUCCCCUAUUUCCGGCAUUCAAUCCGUCCCGGAGUCGUCAAUGACUUGUGCAGAAGAAAUAUUGUUACUCUGGCAGGCAUUAAAAAUGUUGUCGAUGGCUAUUGGAAAGCUAUAGCAGAAGAUUACGUAUUUGUUAACAUACAUGGCUGUCGUGCUGAAGAGAUCGUGAAAGACCAAGAUUUAUCAAAAAAAAAGUGCUUAAUAACUGGUGCCAAUAGUGGGAUCGGAUUGGAGAUGACCAGGUGCAUGACUUCCCGCGGCUGCGAAGUGUUGAUGGCCUGCCGGAAUCCAUAUGAGGCCACUACAGUUGUUAAAAACGUUUGUGAAAACCCCAAUCUUCUGCGAUUUUACGAAACUAAUCUCGCGUCACUAAGUUCUGUGAAAGCAAGCUCGGAUGAAAUUUUGAAAAAGGAAAAGAAUAUUGACGUCGUGUUCCUUAAUGCUGCAGUAUUUGGCCUGCCAUGGACUUUAACCGAAGACGGUUUUGAAACUACGUUCCAGAUUAAUUACUUGAGCCAAUACUACUUGUUAAUGAAUAUCGAAAAGAUCCUAGCACCAGACGCUAGAGUUGUAUUUGUUUCUUCGGAAUCGCACAGGAAUAUAAAUUGGGAUGCGCAUAGCACACUGAUGCCAUCUAAAGAGCUACUGUCUAUUCCUGAAGACAAGUAUACCUCGAUUAGAGCUUACAACGUGUCGAAGCUGUGUGGCCUGCUAUCCAUGCACUACCUGGCCUACCGCUGGAUGCACAGCCAAAAGCAAGUAUUCUGUGCUCACCCAGGCUCCUUCGUUAAAACUAGACUGUGUCGAAAUUGGUGGGUGUAUGAGGCACUUUAUACUUUCAUGAAGCCGUUUUCUAAAUCUAUUAGCCAAGCGGCCAGUACACCACUAUAUUGUGCCUUUUCACCAGAACUGAACGGGGUAUCAGGAAUUUACUUCAAGGACUGUAAGCGAUGCACUGAGAGCGAUAUAGCGAGCGACCUCCACUUAUCGUUCAGGGUCAACGACCUGACGCACGACAUGCUGCGCGACAGAGUGGGCGCCUUCGACGACGUCGCGCGCGCUUCCUCCGCGCUCUACCGCCAGCAGCUCAAGGAGGCCGUCGAGGACACGGUCAUGUCCAAUUACUCGGGCACAAUAAACUCGUAGACUUAAUACUCUAUUAUUUAUAUAAAGUUAAUUUAUUUUGUCAAUUUUGGAAAUUAGAAAAUAAAAGAUGGUGUUUA